GGAAGAUUACAUGUAUAUCUUUCUUUUUUCCUAGUAAAUAGCUAGGUAGAUAAAACAGCAUAAAAAUCCAAACUUCCAAAACAACCCAAUUUAGCCCUCCCCCUAAACCACCACCCCAAAACCAACACCCCAAAAACAACACCACCAACCCUUCCCCCCACAACCAUGGCCGCAACAACAGGCUUCAUAACCCUCCCGGACAACGUGCGUCUCGCAUACACACAAACCGGACCCACCUCCGGCCCCAAUAUCGUCUUCAUCCCAGGGUGGAUCCAAACCGCCGCACAAUUCCACAAACAAGUAACGCACUUCCAGACCCGCUUCCGCGUAACAACCUACGACCACCGCGGGCACGGAGACUCCGACAAGCCGGUCUUCGGGUACCGCGUGCCGCGUCUCGCCGCGGAUCUCGACGCGCUACUCGAGCAGCUCGACUUGCACGCCGUGACUCUCGUCGGGCAUUCCAUGGGCGCUAGCACGAUCUGGGCGCACUGGGACCUGUUCCCGCACACACGGGUUAGGAAGGUGGUUUUCAUCGACCAAGCGCGCUCUUUGACAAUCAACCCGUCGUGGACCGCGGAGGAGAGAUUACUAGCGGGAGCGGCGUUCACCCCGGAAGCACUGUUCGAGAUGGCGAAUAAGCUGGCGGGACCCGGGGGGGACGAGGUGAGGAGGGGGUUGGCGGGGAGGUUUUACACGGAGAAUGUGGACGCGGCGGAGUUUCGGUGGGCGGAGGAACAGACGGCGAAGGCGCCGGCGAGGGUGGCGGGGGCGAUGAUGUUGGGACAUGCGCUGUGGGAUUGGGGGGAUGUGUUUCCGCGGUUCACGGUUCCGGUGCUGGUUAUUGCUGGGAAGGCGAGUAUAGUGCCGGUGGAGAGUGGGCAGUGGAUUGUGGACCAGGUUGGGCCGAAUGCGCGGCUGGUGGUUUUUGAGAAGGAGGAGGGGGGUGGUCAUUUUACUUUCGUGGAGAAUCCGGAGAAGUUUAAUCGGGUUCUGGAGGAGUUUCUUGAUGAAUGAGGGGAUGGGUGGGUUCAGGGGUUGCUGAUGCCAUAAGCCUG
Molecule: messenger RNA, 1058 nt
Organism: Annulohypoxylon maeteangense
Lineage: Eukaryota; Fungi; Ascomycota; Sordariomycetes; Xylariales; Hypoxylaceae
Product: alpha/beta-hydrolase
Exons: 1
Coding region: 166-1017 (283 amino acids)
Molecular function (GO): catalytic activity
Source: RefSeq, a predicted model, not a curated record